This is a messenger RNA of Lottia gigantea (owl limpet), 1710 nucleotides long. RefSeq lists its product as hypothetical. Lineage: Eukaryota; Metazoa; Mollusca; Gastropoda; Lottiidae. The coding region runs from base 1 to 1251 and encodes 416 amino acids. Gene Ontology annotation, biological process: G1/S transition of mitotic cell cycle; regulation of cyclin-dependent protein serine/threonine kinase activity. The transcript is spliced from 9 exons. Gene Ontology annotation, cellular component: centrosome; cyclin E1-CDK2 complex; nucleus. The record is from RefSeq and is a predicted model, not a curated record. Gene Ontology annotation, molecular function: cyclin-dependent protein serine/threonine kinase regulator activity.
AUGUCAAGAAAAAGUACAAGGAAUCCUGUUAAAACGAAACAAGAAAAUGCUCCUUCUACAAGAAUAAGUCGGAAACGCAAAGCAGAAGAGAACCAGUGGAUACCAAUUUCUGAAGAUUCCUCAGUAACGUCUUGUACAAUAGUUCCUGCUAUGGAUACAGCUAGUUCUAUGUGCAGUCCUGAUGAACAAACCACACCCACCGAAUUAUUCCGUGGCUCACAAUUCCGAUUCCAAAACUACUUCACCACCCCGAAAUCACUGCGAUUUUCACCAUUACCUAAAUUCAGCUGGGCUGAUAGUCAAGAAGUAUGGCAGUUAAUGUUAAAGAAAGAAGAGUUUUAUGUUCGUGAUACUCAUAUGUUUGAUAAACAUCCAGCUUUACAAUGUAGAAUGAGAACUAUUUUAUUAGAUUGGUUAAUAGAAGUUUGUGAAGUAUAUAGAUUACAUAGAGAAACAUAUUAUUUAGCUAUGGAUUUCUUAGAUAGAUACAUGUCUACUAAAUCUAAUGUACAGAAACAUCAGUUACAAUUAAUAGGCAUUACUUCAUUAUUUAUAGCUGCUAAAUUAGAGGAAAUUUACCCACCAAAAUUAACUGACUUUGCUUAUGUUACUGAUGAUGCCUGUACAGAAUCUGAAAUAUUAGAUCAAGAACUAAUCAUGUUGAAGUGUUUACGCUGGGGUUUAUCACCAAUGACAGUUAACAAUUGGUUAGGAGUAUACCUUCAAGUUUCCAACAUAGAUCAACUUAAUGAAACAGAACAUAGUUUUGUGUAUCCACAAUUUUCAGGUCAUUCCUUUGUACAAAUAGCAAGGUUAUUAGAUCUAUGUAUGUUAGAUAUAGGGUGUCUACAAUUCUCAUAUAGUGUUAUAGCAGCAUCAGCACUAUAUCAUUUAUCAUCAGAGAAAAUAGCUUUAUCAGUAUCAGGUUUUAAAUGGUCUGAUAUAUUACCAUGUGUUCAAUGGAUGGCGCCAUUUGCUGUAACUAUUCGUGAAGAUGGACCAUUAGAAAUUAAAUUUUUCUCAACGGUAGCUUCAGACGAUAGUCACAAUAUACAAACACAUUCAGUAACAAUAGCUUUAUUGGAAAAAGCUCAAGAAAGACAUGAAGAAAUGCUCAAUGAAUCUGGUAGGCGGAGUCCUGAUCCUGACAUGGCAGCUCAAGUAAUAACAUUAUUAACACCACCACAAAGUGAUAAAAAACCUUUACCUAAUAAAAGUGGUAUUAUAAAAGAGGGUUAUGAAGAAUGUUGAUAUUAAGUGUCAGUUUAUAGACAUAUCUUCCGGUGGUUUUAAACAAGACAAUUUUAACUGUGGAGUUGACAUAGUACUUGUGCUAUUCCUAGUCGAGAAGAAAAGACUUUUUUUUUAUCAGUGCUUCAAAAAUUGUCUGCUGCAAAGUUUGGUUGAUGAUUUCAAUACACAAUCAAAUGUGAGAAAUAAUUUUUAGACUAUGACAGCAGUUUUUUUAAGAAAAUGUAUUACAAGGGGCGAGAAAUUGACUUGCAACGAUAAGCAGGAGUGUAAUUUACUGACUAAACAAGUUAAAAACUUGAUAUCACUGCCUUCGUUGAUCUCAGACUUGUGUGAAAAACUUUACAAAAGAAAGUGGCCUUGAAUGCUUACAAAGUAUGAAUAUAAACUAUAAUGGAAGUGUGUAAGAAUUAUUAUUCUGAAUAUAUGUCCUCUGUGUUAGUAUGCAUGAUUUCAUAA